AUGUCUUUGCUUUCUGAGCGGCAGAAGGAGGAACUGCAUAAGUCUAUGCUGGAAUAUCUUCGUGCCAACAAUUUCACCUCGGCAUACAACGCGCUAAAGGAAGACACUGGUGUAGAGUAUACUCCAGACCCCAAAGCCAAGUAUGCAGGCCUUCUGGAGAAGAAAUGGACCAGUGUUAUUCGUCUGCAGAAGAAGAUCAUGGACCUUGAGACUCGAAACGCAUCUCUUCAGGAAGAGCUUUCACUUGCCCCCUCAAAACGUGCGGCCAUGCAAGCCGAUUGGGUUCCGCGUGCCCCUGCUGCGCACGUUCUUACUGGCCACAGGCAAAGCAUAACCCGUGUAGCAUUUCAUCCACAGUACUCGCUCCUAGCCUCCGCAAGUGAAGAUGCCACCGUCAAGAUAUGGGAUUGGGAGACAGGGGAAUUUGAGCGAACGUUGAAAGGCCAUCAGAAAGUGGUCAACGACGUAGAAUUUGAUCACAAGGGCCAUUUGCUAGUAACGUGUUCUGCUGAUUUAUUCAUCAAAAUAUGGGACUCGCAGAACGAGUGGAAGAAUAUAAAGACGCUGACAGGACAUGAUCACGCAGUUUCUUCAGUGCGGUUUAUGCCGGGAGAUCAGUAUAUUGUCAGUGCAAGUUGGGAUCACUCUAUCAGAAUAUUUGAUGUCGCUUCGACGCAUCUCGUGCGCACCAUACGCGGUCAUACUGACUGGGUCCGUUGUGUCACACCGUCAGAUGACGGUCGAUUACUUGCCAGUGCAUCAAAAGAUCAUACGGCCAAGAUAUUUGACCCCCUUACGGGAGAGCAGAAAAUGGAGCUCAGAGGUCAUGAGCACCAAGUGGAGAUCAUCUACUUUGCUCCUAUAGCAUCAUAUGAUGCGAUUCGCGAGUUGGCAGGAAUCCCGAAUACUGACCGCACCAAGAGACCAGGGGCAUACGCGGCGACGGGUUCCAGAGAUAAGACAAUCAAGCUUUGGGAUACUCAGAGUGGUCAGAUGUUGAAGAAUCUUGCUGGACAUGACAAUUGGGUGCGAGCGCUCGUGUUCCAUCCCUCUGGCAAACUGUUACUGUCUGCUUCCGACGACAAGACCAUACGGGUAUGGGAACUUGCGACUGGCCGAUGCAUAAAAACGGUUGAGGCGCAUACACAUUUUGUCGCCACGCUGGCAUGGGGACGGCAAAGAGUGUCCAGCAAAGCCAACGGAUCGGAUGGAGCUGACUCGAAGACAGGAGAAGAGAAAUUAGUCAACGUAGUUGCAUCUGCUGGGCUAGGCAAUACUUUAAUUAUGCUGGGCAUGGUGAGGGACGCUCGGGAACUACAGGCAUUCUUUUUCGUUGCAACCUUUGGACUACCAAGCAGUAGCCUUGCCAGCUUCGAACACCAUCUCACUCCCGAUGGCGCCCUCGUCGUCGUCGACCUCGUCCUGGCUCGACGACGUCCUGUGCAAGUCGCCGUGCGUAUUCGACCGACGACCUCCCAAGACACAGCGUCCAUACCUGCCCGUUUUCAGAGGAUUGUUGUCCAUGGCACGUCUCACACAAGCGUAACCAUCGACGCGUCCUCUGCUGCUCCAACUGCUUCCGGGUCUGCCACCGCUGUCGCUACGCCUUCCACGCCGACUGCGAAAAAGCAAGUCUUCUCCUUUGACCAAGUCCAUUCCCCAAAUACCACACAGCAUGCUAUGUUCACAAGUACAGCCCUACCCCUCAUUUCCCAUUUCUUGGAAGGUUUUAAUUGUACUGUUCUUGCCUAUGGCCAAACAAGCAGCGGAAAGACAUUCACCAUGACUGGCGUAGAUCUGGACGCCAACCCUUCGGAUCCCCACAAUGGCAUGGGGAUAAUACCACGGGCUGUAUCUACCAUUUUCGUCCAAGCGAGGAAGCUCAAGGAAGAACGUGGUGCAUCCUGGAAUUAUACCAUCAAGGGCUCUUUCAUAGAGAUUUAUAACGAGGAUUUAAUCGACCUUCUCAGCUCGGACGACACGGGUGGCGUUCGACGUGAAGUUCAAAUCAGAGAAGCUAAAGAUGGCUCUAUUAUCUGGGGAGGCCUCCGUGAGGUCACCGUACGUAGCAAUGCUGAAGUUAUGAACCUGAUUCGCCAGGGUACCUCAAUAAGGCGCACUAACGAGACUGACAUGAACGCACAAUCUUCACGCUCUCACGCUAUCUUCUCUUUGACAUUGACUCAGAAGAAAUACACUGGUUCUGGCGUACCUCCCCGUUCGUCAUCCCCUUUGCCUCCUUCUGGCCGCUCUCCUUCUCGCCUCGCCCGUCCGGGCUCCUUACAUGCGAAUGGGUCCCCCUCUUCUGCCCGGGUGUCAUCUCCCACUCCGGGACGACCUUCUACACCAAGCUUUCAGGCUGCGAUGGGAAGAGGCGCCGGAUUGCGACCGGCUAGUUCGCUAGGUUUACGACCACCUGAUAACCGAGCGGACGCUGCUGAUGACGAUGCUGGAGGUUGGACGACGAUAGUGUCUAAAUUCCAUUUCGUGGAUUUGGCUGGUUCUGAAAGGCUCAAACGAACAUCUGCGGCCGGCGAACGCAUUAAAGAGGGAAUAUCUAUCAACAGCGGCCUUUUGGCCCUCGGAAAUGUCAUCUCUGCUCUAGGAGACCCGGCGCGGUCCAAGUCCCAUACCAACUCGCACGUCCCCUACCGUGAUUCGAAACUCACACGACUUUUGCAAGAUUCACUCGGAGGCAAUGCUCAUACAAUGAUGAUUGCCUGUGUCAGUCCGACAGAGUGGAAUGUCGGUGAGACGGUGAACACCCUGAAAUAUGCUAACCGCGCAAGAAAUAUCAAGAAUCGUGUUACCGUCAAUGAAAAGGAGGACGGGUGGGACGACAUCGAAUGGCUCCAGGGCACCGUUACCCGCCUCCGUAAGGAACUCAAACAACUUAAAGACGGAGGAGCCAUCAUCCCCCCGGGAUCCCAUGGUCUGGGGACACAUAUAAGCGACUCUACAGAAAGUCCCAACAAGAGAGUUCUCCAGCAGAUGUCGGAGUUGCGAAACAAUUACGAAGAUCUUCGGGAGAAAUACGUGGAGCGGACAGAGGAACUUGCCAGGUUACGUCGCGAACUUGGCGAAAAACACCGGCAGUCUUCAGGUGGUAGUAUAGGGGGCACGGCUAAAUACGAGGAGAUCGUUGGGCCUGUCAUCGAGGAAUACGAGAAAACCAUCAGUGCCAUGGAAGCAGAACUUGGCUUGAAUCGUGCAGCAUUGCGCCUUACCAACGAGAUGGUGGAGGAGAAGGAGGAGGAGCUUGCACAGCUUGCUGAAAGACACGUUGCGACGGAACUUUAUGUGGAGGAGCUGAGGACGCGUCUGGUCAAGUUAGGCGAGCGGGAGGCUUCAACUGAAGCCUAUGUUCGUGACCUGGAAGAGAAGAUGAAAUCAUAUGACGAGACAUGCGUUUCCUCCAGCGAGUCGCUGUCGGAUUUGAAACGCGAAGUUGCCCGGUACAGGGAAGCGGAAGCACACUCCAUUACCUACAUUACGGAAUUGGAGUCGCGUCUCGCUCGAGCCGAUGAAUCCAUCCUCUCCCUCCAACAGAGCGUGGAGCAUCUUGAACGUGAGGGUGAAAGGAGGCGGGAGGAGGUGGGGACGUUGCAGACGCGGCUGGAAAACUUUAAGAGCGACGGGGAGAAUUGGCGGACCGACUUAGAGGAGCGAGAGAAGAAAGUUCGGGAGUUAGAAUUGAAGAUGGAGGAGUGGAAACAGAAGAGAAAGGAAGUCGGCGAAGACCGCGCUCGAUUGGGCAGCGUGAUUGGCGAAGUCGAACAGGCAAAGCGUGGCCUUGAAGACCUGACGACCACAAAGAACGGGAUAUCUAACCCCUCCUCUGGUGUCCAGACGCCAACGAAGAUCGACCUUUCGGUCGAGGCCCAAUUAGCCGAUCUCCAACAAACAUACGCAGCCACCCUAACUGACCUGACCUCGGUCUCUGCCAAGUACCAUAAUGCUUUGCAAGAGAUCGCAGAUCUUGCGGCUCAGAUUCAAGAAGCUAAGCUCUCUAAUCCAACUAUCCCAGAAUCGCCCGCAGAGAACGUAGAAAUGCCAACUUUCAGGAGAAGGAUGACAGCGUCUAGGAGCCGAGAAGCACUAGGUGAUCCAACGCAUUUUGACGCAUCUGGGAAGCGGCAUUUUUUCAGGCAAGCAGCUUCUUCAGAUUCUUUGCAUGCGAAGUCAUUGUCCCAGUCACUUUUGCCGUCGGUGUCGUUGUCACAGGAGCUAUCCUUGGCGCGAUCACGCAGAAUCUCUGGUUCAAGCCAUGGGACCUCUAGCCCAAUUCCACAAUCUCCCUCCCCUCAUCACUCAACUCCGUCCAUUUCCUUGUCCAGCCCUAACGGUGGAAGCACGCCAACGGAGCACCGAUCUAUUGUUAGUAUGGAGAGAGAGAUUAUGCGGCUCCAAGAGGUACUGAAGGAAAGGGAAGCUGAGAUCAUUGCACUCGAAGUGUCUUUGAAAGAGAAGGAGCAGAUUUCUGCUGUCGCGCCGUCAGUGACUACGGUAUCAACUGAUGCUACCGAUCCCUCUACGCAUCUCUCCCCAACUACAGCCCAGAAGUUCGAGGCUAUCCGCAAAAGCAUGGCACUUCACGGUGUUUCCCCACUUCCAAAUGGCGCAAGUCCUGACACUGAAGUUGACGAAUCGCUUGACCGGCUAAACGAACUAAUGCUGUCGAUGGCUCAGAAAGAAUCACAGCACCAGGAGCUGGUCGAUUCCUUGAACCAGCAGUUGACUCAGGUCCGACGCGCACACGAUGAAUUGGUAAUACUAUCCAGAGAUCAGACUCUCAACAUGUCCACCGAACUCGAAGGUCUACGUCUUAAGCAUGACAACACUCUGGAAGAGCUAGAAAGCCUACGUCAGCGCGAGCACGAUUUGUUGGAGUCCAUAAAGCAAGCGGAAGUUGACCAUGCAGCUGCUAUGGAGGCGUUGCGAUCAGACCACCAACAAGCCUUAGAUGCCAAGAGCAAAGAGGUCGACGAGUAUGUUGCACGUGUCAAGGACGAACAUGAAUCAUCUCUUGGGAGCCUUCGCGAUCAACUCAACGAAGCGAAUGCUGCUCUUGAAAAGGCGACCCGGGAGCACGAAGAAAACUUCGGCAAGUUACGAGCAGAGCAUGAUUCUGCACUCCAGCACUCCUUGCAAGAAGCUAGUUCCACUCUUCAGCGACUCGAGGCAGAACAUCAGGCUGCUCUCGCUAAGCUCUCUGCUGAACACGAAGCGGCCAUGAGGAGCAAAGAGGAAGCUACUGCUGCCGACCUCCACCGCACCGAAGAAGAGUACUACAACGCGCUAACGAAGUUGCGUAAUGACCAUGCCGAGGCUUCGCAAAAGCAGGCUGACGAAGCCGCGGCGAUGCUUGAGCGCCUCAGGGAAGAUCAUGCAAGCGAAAUCCGUAUGGCUGAGAAAGCCCGGGAGUGUUCCCUUUCAGAGUCGGAAUCCGCCCGUGACCAGGCUCUUCGUGAGCUGCAGGAGGAACAUGCUUCAGCCAUUGCUCGGAAGGAAACCUUGUACACGGAAGAUAUGGAAAGGCUCAAAGCUGAUCAUGCUCGUAUUCUGUCCGGCAAAGAAGAGGAUUACAGGUCUCGACGAGAGCAUAUGAAAAUGGAACACACAACUGCGAUGGCGGUACUCAGGGAACAAUCUGAGGCACAAAUCGAGAGCCUUACCAAGGCCUUUCAACAACUGGAACAAGAGGCUGCAGCUUCGGCGACUAAAGCGCGCGAGGAGCACGACUCAACCAUUCAGGCUCUGCAGAGGACCCACGCUGCGGCUCUCGAGGAAUUGGCUCGUAACCACGACGACGAGAUUGCACAGCUAAAAGCGUCGCAGGAGAGCAUGUUGCAAGCCACACUUGCGAAGGCCGAAGAGGAACGCAAGUCUCUUCAAGAGGCUGCCUUGCUUGUGGCCCGCUGCGCUCUAGAGGAUGCACAGAAACAGCACCUCGCAGUCGUUGAAGGACUCUAUGCAACAGCUGAACGUCAGCUGACAGAGGAGCGUGAACACUCUGCCACCGCGCUUGCGGAACUUGAACAACGCCGUUCAGCAUUGUGCGACGAAUUCGAGAAUGAGCGCUCUGUUCUCCGUAAAGAACUUGACGUCGCUCGUGCCGGUGUCAAGAUCUCUGAGAACCAUCACAGACAGGAGUUGGAGACAGAAAGACAGCGCUCAGCGUUGGCUCUCGAGGAACUGCAAAUUGCACACUCUGGUGAACGUGAAAUGUUACUAAAGAACGUCGAACAUCUCAAGAAUGAGCUGAAAGUCACAUCAGACAACGCACAACUCGUGGCAACUAUGGAAGAGGACUUGGCGAACGUUCGCUUGGAAAAAAACCAGCUCGAGGAUGAGGUGGAGAAGCUCAAGGCUGAACUUGUAGGGAUGCAGACGGAGCAGGCCAAACUUGUUCAAGAAGCUUCGAAGCGCCAAUCACUUACUAACGAAUUGGAGAAACAUCGUUCUCUUAUUGCCGAGAUGCAGGAAAGCCUGCAACGUGUCAAAGACGAGAAAGAUACCCUACAGGGAGAGAAAACUAGGCAGGAGAAUGCGUUGCGCGAUCUGCAAGUUCAGAUUGCGCGCAGCUCCACCGUACAGGAUGCACAGUCAUCCAGAGCCACCCCAGAGCGCAACCUUUCGUUUACCAGGAUAAAUAAUCUAAACGGUAAACUUCCACCCCCGACCCCUCCGCCAUCCGUACCACCUCCACCAGCUCCCAAGCCCCAAGAAUCCAACUUCAGCGUAUCGACACAGUUUUCGGUUAUUUCCCCUUCGUCUUCGAGGGACUCCCAAGCCACGGAUUCGCCAGCAACCUCAGUUCUAUCCAUCAAUGUUCCAGGCGUCCCGUCUUUGGACACAAAGGCGGUAGCCGCCAAGAUCGAAGACCAAGCACGGCAAAUUAACGAACAGGAGGCAAUGAUCAAGACGCUCAACAAGCAGUUGUCGCACUGUGAGAGUGAUCUUGCUACGCACAUGGACCUCGUGAGUACGCUGGAAACUUCUCUGAGCGAGUCCGAAAAGAAUCUUCGCAAAGCUCGAAUGCAAGCGACGGAACUCGUACGGGAAAGAGAUUCUCUGAAUUCGCAGAUAGACAGUCUUCGCAACGAACUCCAGGAUGCGCGUCGAGAAGUUGCUACAGUGCGGAAGUCGAUCGCGGAAGAGAAGCAGUCCUUGGAGUCUAGACUCGACGAGGAGCGCCGGGCAAAGGAACGAGCCCGCGCACAGCUCGACUCAAGGAUGGACGAGAUCCAGCGACGCAAAUCCAAGUUUGCGUGCCUCUAG
Molecule: messenger RNA, 7281 nt
Organism: Pisolithus orientalis
Lineage: Eukaryota; Fungi; Basidiomycota; Agaricomycetes; Boletales; Pisolithaceae
Product: kinesin-domain-containing protein
Exons: 20
Coding region: 1-7281 (2426 amino acids)
Biological process (GO): mitotic spindle organization; microtubule-based movement
Molecular function (GO): ATP binding; microtubule motor activity; microtubule binding
Source: RefSeq, a predicted model, not a curated record